AUGAUGCCCAACUCCAAGCGCCAACAAGGCCACGAGCUCCGCUCAAUUUCAGAGAAUACAAAUGCACCAGAAAUCACUCAAGUAGAGGGAGACGCACCUCCGGCUCCUCCAGAACAACUACCCACCCAUACCAUUCUCAAGUUUCUCACCGCCAGCUUCUCGUUCUUUGUCGCCGGUGUCAAUGACGGCAGCGUCGGUGCUCUUAUUCCCUACGUUAUUCGCCAAUACAACAUAAACACAGCCCAAACAUCUGCCUUAUACGCCACCAACUUUGCGGGGUGGUUCAUCUCCGCCAUAAUCAACACCCACCUGACCCAGUUCUUCGAUCUGGGUUCUAUGAUGCUCCUGGGCGCAGCAUUGCAGGUCUUAGCGCACGCACUGAGGAUCUGGAACCCGCCGUUUCCCCUUUUCGUCAUCAGCUUCACCUUUGUCAGUCUUGGCCAAGCCUUGAAUGACACCCACGCAAACUCCUUUGUUGCAGACGCUCGAAGCUCCCACCGUUGGCUUGCCCUUAUCCACGCGUCGUACUCCGCUGGCUGUCUCGUCGGACCAUUCGUGAGUACCGCGGUCGCGGCCGCAGCAAUGCCUUCUGUUUGGUACUAUUUUUACGCCGUGCCUUUGGGACUGUGUGUCGCAAAUACAGCCUUUAUUGCCCUCGCAUUCCGUGACACCGUCAAAUUCAGGCACAAGGGGGAGAUAUCCUCUGAAUCGCGCCACAAGGAUGCCUCCAAAUUGAUGGCACUCACUUUCCGUAGCCCAUCUCUAUGGUAUCUCAGUAUCUUCUUCUUCUUCUAUCUAGGCUCUUCGCUCACCGCAAGCGGGUGGCUGGUGGAGUACCUCAUCGAUGUGCGCAAAGGCGACAUUUCGCAGAUGGGCUUCGUGGCCGCAGGUUACAACGGUGGCACUCUCCUAGGGCGUUUACUAUUAGCAGAACCUAUCCACCGCUUUGGUCCUCGCUAUAUGGUCUUUGCGUUUGGUAUCUUGUGCAUCGGCUUCCAGCUGGUUUUUUGGCUUGUGCCAAAUAUUAUCGCUGCGUCUAUCGCGGUGAGCAUUGUUGGGUUCUUUGCGGGCCCAUUAUUCGCCACUGGUGUUUCUCUUGCGGCGAAACUCUUCGAACCAGAGGUAAAGCCAACGGCACUAGCCUUCGUUUUCGUAAUGGCACAGGUUGGGGGUUCACUAUUCCCAAUGAUCACAGGAGGAGUGGCAUCUUCGGCCGGCGUGGCAGUCCUGCAGCCCAUGUUGAUUGCACUUUGGGUGGCUACAUCUCUGAGUUGGCUCCUGGUGCCCCAGAAGAAGAAACAAAACCUCGCCGCCACUCAUGAGGAAUGA
Molecule: messenger RNA, 1329 nt
Organism: Clonostachys rhizophaga
Lineage: Eukaryota; Fungi; Ascomycota; Sordariomycetes; Hypocreales; Bionectriaceae
Source: the annotation of a GenBank genome assembly